AACCCUUUCUGGUAGGAAAACCUCAGUGGAGCACAUGGAUGUUGAAGGCCACAGAGAGGCGUCAGAGGGAUGGAUUUGAUUUACCCUCAUAUGAUGCCCUUUCAAAGAUCCUUCCAGAAUAUCAGCAUUUCUUCAGGACACCUGAUGCUCCUCAACAGAGCAAAGGAGAGCCAAAGGAACAGAAGAAAUCCAAGAGGGCCUUAGAGCUCAACCAAACAUUCGAAAUCUAUUCCCCAUGUGAGAGACUUCCAGUGCCAAUUGUUCAGGGUGAUGAUCUACGUACUGCAGAGAUUACUGAACACAAUACAAAAGAACUGGAGAAAUAUCGUUCCGCCAUGUGUAAAAUGGCAGAGGACAUCCUCGCUCUACGCUCUCAGGUGGCCAGUCUAGAGGAGCAGAACAGCCAUCUUCGUAGUGAGCUUUCCAUGAACCAAGACCUAGGGCACACGCUGCUCAAUGACACUGACAUUGACGUCAUGACCAAGGCUGAAAUUGCAGACAGAAUAGUUUCUCUAAAGUGCAAUCUAGCUAGUGAGAGUCGUAAGGUUGCAGAUCAGAGGGAUAAGAUCCAGCAGCUUCAGAAUGAGCUAAUCAGGAAGAAUGACAAAGAGAAGGAACUGGUGCAUUUACAGCAAACACACCAGCAACAACAGGCUGUGCUGCAGCGCUACCAAGGACAGAUAAAGAAGCUCUCAAAUCUGGAGACUACAGUACGCCAACAGGAGAAGGUUAUUGAAAGGAUGGAGAAGGUACUGAUGACAAAGCUGGCAGACAGAAAUAAAGAAAAUGCAGAGAGGAGGAAGGUUUUAAAAGCAAAAGAUUCAGAUAAAAGGAAAACAAGAGAGAUUGAGUCCAUGCUGACCGCAGAAAACUCUCGCCUCAGAGAAGAGCUUGAAAGACUUCGCCAACAGCCACAGCCUAUUAUCAUACAACAACCUGCACAGCAGCCUUUUGGAGACAUUGAGAAGCUCAGACUGUUAGAACAGCUAGAGAGGGCAGAGGCUUCCAUCCGUACAUUAGACAAACAGCUGGAGCAAAAUGCCAAGCAGUGGGGGAAAGAAAAACAAGACUUGUUGACCAGACUCAGUGAAUACAAUCAUGGAUUUGCUCAGACAUCCACUGAUCAGUACACAACCUUGACCAAACGUCUGUCCAUGUGAAGGCUGAAGGACAUCAAUGCAGAGAAAUAAAAAUAGAAUAAAUAUAUCCAAAGACAUGUCUUACAAUAAAAUGUUAUGCAAUUAAAUACUUGUCCAUUACCUUC
This is a messenger RNA of Clarias gariepinus (North African catfish), 1264 nucleotides long. It is a transcript of the gene ccdc33, whose product is annotated as coiled-coil domain containing 33. The record is from RefSeq and is a predicted model, not a curated record. Lineage: Eukaryota; Metazoa; Chordata; Actinopteri; Siluriformes; Clariidae. Gene Ontology annotation, cellular component: peroxisome. The transcript is spliced from 10 exons. The coding region runs from base 39 to 1160 and encodes 373 amino acids.